AGGUCGUCUUAUUAAUUGUGCUUUCACACUUCACUUUAAUCCUAAAUUCGAUACUUUGGUAGAGGCUGUUAAGGAUGCAACUAAUACCGGUAUUAAGGCAGCUGGUAUUGACGUACGUUUGUGUGAUGUUGGAGCAGCUAUUCAAGAGACAAUGGAGUCCUACGAAGUGGAAUUAGAUGGAAACACUUACCAAGUGAAACCCAUACGUAAUUUAAAUGGUGGUUCUUUGGAGCCUUAUCGAUUUUAUGGUGGAAAAUGUGUGCCAGUCGUACGCGGACCGGACCAAACUCGUAUGGAGGAAAAUGAAUAUUAUGCGAUCGAAACAUUCGGUACUACAGGAAAAGGUUAUGUUAUCGAUGGGGAUGAAGUUAUGUAUUUUAUGAAGAACUUUGAUGUUGGAUAUGUUCCUCUUAGGUUAGCCAGAUCGAAACAACUGUUAAAUGUAAUUGAUCGUAAUUUCAGUACACUUGCAUUUUGCCGUCGUUGGUUAGAUCGUCUAGGUGAGACAAAAUAUCUGAUGGCCCUCAAAAAUCUAUGUGAAGUGGGGUUGGUGGAUCCAUAUCCCACAAUGUGCGAUCAACGUGGUUGCUAUACUGCUCAAUGGGAGCAUACCGUUCUACUAAGACCAACAUGUAAAGAAGUUGUAUCUCGUGGGGAGGAUUACUGAGUAGCUUCGGAGUUUCCAAUUCAGGGUUCACUAUAGACGUUAUAAAUUUUGUUAUUUCACUGAGAUUUAUUUUCAUUCGAACGUGUAUCCAGGUUAUUAUUUGAUACAGCAUUUGACUAUGUCUAUCAUCAUUGUUUUGUAUUUCCAGCACAUACGAUUUUCAUUUCUCUUCCCUGUAUUUUGUAACAUUAAUUGGUGUUUUAUUUUAGCGGGAAGGUUAUAGAGUGUAU
Messenger RNA from Schistosoma turkestanicum, 897 nucleotides. Lineage: Eukaryota; Metazoa; Platyhelminthes; Trematoda; Strigeidida; Schistosomatidae. The record is from the annotation of a GenBank genome assembly.